GUGAGACACUGAGAUAUACUCAUCAUCAGUCAGUAGUGGAAUCUUUUUUUCUCAACGAAGAAGAAAAAAAAAAUGAAAAUGGAGAAAGCUUCACUAUUCAUCAUCUGUUUUCUAUGUGUAAUUGUCUUUUGUAAUGGUAUUGAAACACCUCAAUUCACAGUGAUUCAUACGGAGUCUGAUUUUGAGGUUAGACUUUACAGAGAUUCAUCAUGGAUGUCAGCUCCUGUUCGAGAAAUGUCUUUCGAAAAAGCUACUAAACUAGGCUUUCACAGGUUGUAUCAAUACAUUCGUGGUGCUAAUUUAAAUUCUUCUGAACUUCCGAUGACUGCUCCUGUUUUAACAAGCAUCAACCCGAAGACACGUGAGUCAGAGUAUAUUGUGAGGUUGUUCCAGUAUAUCCAAGGUGCCAAUUUGAACAACUCUAGGAUCUUGAUGACUAGUCCUGUUCUAACAAGCAUUGUCCCUGGCGCCGGACCCCUUCACUCAUCCGCCUACUUCGUACGAUUCUAUUUGCCAUUAAAGUUUCAAAAAAACCCACCCCUUCCCCUUCCUGAACUGAAACUUCAACCUGACGCAUGGGCAAGCCACUGCAUCGCUGUCAGAAAAUUUUCAGGCUUUGCAAGGGAUCAUAACGUCAUUAAGGAAGCUGAGAAAUUAGGUGUCAGCUUGAGCAGGACUAAGUGGGCAAACUCGACUUCUUCCGAAAGUAACUACGCUUACUCAAUUGCACAGUAUAGCCCCCCCUUUCAGUUUAAAAGGCGUGUGAAUGAAGUCUGGGUGGAUCUUGAUGGAUCAAAAGCUGAGGGAUGUCAUUACAACAGCUUAGCUGCAUACUAAAGUAGAGAGGGAAAAGUCAAAUUUGAUGCUCCGUAAGAUACAUUUCUACUUGUUUGUCACUAAUGUUUGUCACUAAGGAAGCUCCCGUGAAACCUUUUCCAUCAAUUUCAUUGUAUAUUUACAGUUUCCAUCAUCCCUCAGAAAGAGAAUGCUAUUCAGUCGUGUUAUGUUGUUAAACGUAAAUGUUUUGUCAAUCUGCUUGCUAACC
Molecule: messenger RNA, 1045 nt
Organism: Papaver somniferum (opium poppy)
Lineage: Eukaryota; Viridiplantae; Streptophyta; Magnoliopsida; Ranunculales; Papaveraceae
Product: heme-binding protein 2-like
Exons: 3
Coding region: 73-837 (254 amino acids)
Source: RefSeq, a predicted model, not a curated record